AUGCCGAUCAAAGAAGACGUGUUGGGUGCAGUCUCGCUGCUGCAGACCCCUCUGGGCUUCUUCUCUGAGCUGCCUCAUCUCCCCUCUCCCCAGAUACAUGUUGAUGGCAUCGGCGAGAUCAAAGAACCCAUCACUAGCGCUCAAGCAGACGUGAUCACCGCAGUGACAGAAUUACAUGGACUAUUAGACAUCACCGGAUCAGAGAAUGCGCUAUGGCAUCCUGCAGUUUGGCUUGAUCCCUCACAAUUCAGACUGAGAAACCCCGAGUGGCCUGCAUUGAUCGAUAAACUAUGCACUCAAAUCUUCCAAGAGCUCGACACCAUGACAACUCUCAAGGCUCAACUCUCGGAGUUGAUCGUUUUUAGAGCUGGAUCUGUGAAUAUACGCCACUAUGGCUUCAACGCCGUGAGGUCGCUAGGGACCCUUGAAAUCAAUCUCCCAUCCUUCCCUCUGGGUGGGGAGGUCGUGCUCAGGCAUGGGAUGCAGGAGCAGGUUUUCAAGCCGCACCAUGACAGACCGUCUUUCAUUUUCCGGCUCUCGGACGUUUCCCAGGAGACUCGCCCGUUGAGUUCCGGCUACCGAUGUGUCCUCGUGUAUGAUUUGAUGUGUUCUACGGUGCUAGGAAUCGUGCCCGCGUACUGGACAUUCAAGGUUGUUCAACAGUGGGUUUCGCAGAACUCGGCCUCCCGCGAGAAUAACUUCUUGUACUAUGUGCUCGAGCAAGACUCAGAUGCUCAGGAUGCCAGCCUCAGAGACGUAUCGCUAGCAAGCCGAAACGAAUUUCAGGUUUUGAAAAGUCUGGCUGAAGGUAUCCCGCUUGAGAUCUUCCUUGUGACGCUGAAUAAGAAAGUUACCAAAUUAGAUGACGAUGGGCACGAUCAGUUUCUUAGGUAUUGUGAAGCAAGAGAAAAGUCAGAACACGAAGCCUCGCUCCUUCGCGGUUCACAGAAGGUAGACCUCAGCGUCCGAAAUGUCAGGGAUACGGAACGAAGACUCAUGAAGCAUGCUCUCCCAUUGAAUGAAGAGAAUAUUCUUCAGGAGGACUGUUUCAAGGGCGCGGAUGGCUACGUGGAGCGUUUUGGGGAACACCCGGAUGGGUUGCUCAUGUAUGGGAUUAGGCUGUGGCAUUAG
Clonostachys solani is the source of this 1131-nucleotide messenger RNA. The record is from the annotation of a GenBank genome assembly. Lineage: Eukaryota; Fungi; Ascomycota; Sordariomycetes; Hypocreales; Bionectriaceae.